UCAAAAUUUCAAAACUUAAAAUGACAGGUGGUACAAUUGACAGGUGGUUCAAUUCUUGCAUACCACUAUUUUGUAACAAUAUUUAUGAUGCAAUAAGAUUUAGGUUUCCCGCAUUUUUUAGCCGACCCCCUGAACUGCGGCAUAAUUAGGGGGUCGUAUAAACUGUUUUUCGUGUGGGUUCAAAAGGGCCUAGCCCUUGCAUUAACCCCCUUUUUGGUGUGUCCUGGUACAUGCCUAUAUAAUCCCUCCAGUGAGGGGGGAUAAGUCAGUUGCAGGAUUAAUUUGCACACGAUAGAAAGCGAUAUAAAAUAUGGAUUCUUCAUUUAUUUUUUACAAUGGCCGUGACGGGGAUCGCACAGAAAGAACACUGCGGAGAAGCCAAGUAUCAGUCCAAAGACUGGCAAUGAUUUACAAGCUUGACGUUACAUCGGUGUACAUAACAGAGGAGUUCGGUUCCUCAGAAUUUCCGAAUCCGGAUGGGACGUUUGAUUGCCUUCGGGAGUCGCCUUCUGGCACGUAUUACCAAGUGGAGGGAGAACCACAUCAAGGCAUGACUCAGGUUAGAAACCUACCGACAUCAACGGUCAAUGACAUCGGCGCGUUUCGAAGGCCAACAAUGUUGCAUACAUCUUCGUCCACGAUGUCGCGUAAACGUGUAGGUGCGGCUGCGGAGAACUAUGUUUUAAAAGUUGUUCUGGCGGAUAUAGAGAACAAAAAAAUCGUUAAUCAGAAACGAAUUUCGUUUAUAACAAUAACGGAAGCAGAAGCAAACGUCGACGCAAUCACGGAGAUGGCAAAAACACGAUUCGAAGAUCGAACGUUGGUGUUAGUGCAAGGAGGUGGUUUACGAUACGAGGACUCCGCAGCCACAAGAGGAAUAAGCUUCUGGAAAGCCGCGGCUCGGAAGGUUUAUGCAGUAAAAGCCAAUGAUCUCGAAACAUUUGAUUAUUUUACGCCACGAAGAACAAGCACACAGUCCAUUAAUUUUGAAGAAAUAAAGGAAAAACUUGCUGACCUCACCAGCCUCGUCCAAUCUGGCGUGAUUUUAACUUGUGUGGACCAAGAUACACGAGAGGCAGCACAACGAGCAUUAUCAUCUGUAAAGAUCUGUGAGAAGGCAAAACAAAGCUUCGAGUGCUUGAUAUGUCGUGGGUUGAGCCGGAGUCCGGUGAAAAUGGGUUCCUGCUGCAGAAGAAUAAUUGGUUGUGGCGAAUGUGUAGAUCGCUGGUUUUUAGAAAAUCAAAAUUGCCCACAUUGCAGGUCCAACGAACUCGACGCAAUUUUUGAAACUAAUAAUUUUGAUGGAGUGCUUGCAGAAAUACGUUCUGUCUUUCCGAAUUAAAUUUUAUAAAACACCAUCGUUCUUUUGAAAAUCUUUCUGAAUACUUUUUCAAAACUAACAUUGAUAGCGUUACUGACUUUGCGCACCCUUCUUCAUAGAGCCUCAAAAAUUACCUUUUUCUACAUUAUUGAUUUGACGAUGAUCGAUCACUCAAACUAUCUUUACAUAGUUUUAAGGCGGUUCGAUGUCAAAAAAUUAUUUCUUAUUUAUUUUAGCUUUUAUUUUAUUUUAUGUACUAUAUACUUAAAACGGAGAGAGGAAGGCAAAAAUCUUCUUACCACUGUUUUUUAUGACCCGGUUUUUAUCUGUCACAGUGUAAAUAUUUUUAAUUUUGUAAAAACUUGUAUUUUUUAUGUUUCAAAAUAUAUUUUAUUCUUCACAA
Hydractinia symbiolongicarpus is the source of this 1724-nucleotide messenger RNA. RefSeq lists its product as uncharacterized. NCBI's taxonomy places the organism in Eukaryota, Metazoa, Cnidaria, Hydrozoa, Anthoathecata, Hydractiniidae. The record is from RefSeq and is a predicted model, not a curated record. The coding region runs from base 311 to 1342 and encodes 343 amino acids. The transcript has 5 exons.